UCUCGUCCUACUUAGUGUCCUUUCAUUCCUCUCCACCAAGCUUGUUCAAUUUGCUUCAGAAUUGGGGGAAGAAAUUACAGCUGGAAAAUGCAUGAACGAGUUUUUAAAACCUACAGGUUCUUCUGACUUUAGAAUCAGAAUUUAUAUUGCCAGGUAAAGAUAAAUGCAGAUGUUGGACCAUGUCAAAAAUCUUGUCAAGAGAGUGGAUUGUUUCAUACAGAAAUGAGAUGUGGCUUCUGAUUCUGGUGGCGUACUUGUUCCAGAGAAAUGUGAAUUCAGGACACAUGCCUACAAUAGCUGUGGACCCAGAAGCAUUCAUGAAUAUUAGCGAAAUCAUCCAACACAAAGGCUAUCCCUGUGAGGAGUAUGAAGUUGCAACAGAAGAUGGAUAUAUCCUUUCUGUUAACAGGAUUCCACAAGGCCUUGUGCAACAUAAAAAGACAGGUCCCAGGCCUGUGGUGUUACUGCAGCAUGGCCUGUUUGGAGCUGCUAGCAACUGGAUUUCCAACCUGCCCAACAACAGCCUGGGCUUCAUUCUGGCAGAUGCUGGUUUUGAUGUGUGGAUGGGGAAUAGCAGGGGAAACACCUGGUCUCGGAAACACAAGACCCUCUCCAUAGACCAAGAUGAGUUCUGGGCUUUCAGUUAUGACGAGAUGGCUAGGUUUGACCUUCCUGCAGUCAUAAACUUUAUUUUGCAGAAAACAGGUCAGGAAAAGAUCUAUUAUGUCGGCUAUUCACAGGGCACCACCAUAGGUUUUAUUGCCUUUUCGACCAUGCCAGAGCUGGCUCAGAAAAUAAAAACGUAUUUUGCUUUAGCACCCAUAGCAACCAUUAAAUAUGCAAAAAGCCCUGGGGCCAAAUUUUUGUUGCUGCCAGAUAUGAUGAUCAAGGGAUUGUUUGGCAAAAAAGAAUUUCUGUACCAGACCAGAUUUCUCAGACAGUUUGUUAUUUACCUUUGUGGCCAAGUGGUUCUCGAUCAGAUUUGUAGCAACAUCAUGUUACUCCUUGGAGGAUUUAAUGCGAACAAUAUGAAUAUGAGCCGAGUAAAUGUCUAUGUCGCUCACACUCCUGCUGGAACAUCUGUGCAAAAUAUCUUACACUGGAGCCAGGCAGUGAAUUCUGGGGAACUCCGGGCAUUUGACUGGGGCAGCGAGACCAAAAAUCUGGAGAAAAGCAAUCAGCCAACUCCUGUAAGGUACAAAGUUAGAGACAUGACGGUCCCUACGGCAAUGUGGACUGGAGGUCAGGACUGGCUUUCAAAUCCAGAAGAUGUGAGAACCCUGCUCUCCGAGGUGACCCACCUCAUCUACCAUAAGAACAUUCCCGAAUGGGCUCAUGCGGAUUUCAUUUGGGGUUUGGAUGCCCCUCACCGUAUGUAUAAUGAAAUCAUACAUCUGAUGAAGCAGGAAGAGACCAGCCUUUCCCAGGGAACUUUCGGUGUCAGCUUGUAAAGUCUCUGAUACGGACAAGUCUUAGGAAAAACCUCAUGGAAGAUAUGACCGGAAAAUGGGGCCGGGAUCUACAGAUGGAGGAUUUUAAAGAUUUCCAGCAUUGGAAGCCUAGCUUUUAGUAGAAGGGAGAUAGUGAAAGGAAGGCAAAGAUAUAAUAUACAUUCUUUCAGAUUAACUGCCCUAGAACUGACAUUUAAUUUUCUUUCAAUAAAUUAAACUACUCGUGGAGUGAACAUAGGUUUCCUGUGCUAUUAUAUAUUCUGCCAUCUUAAAGGGUAGGUUUUACGUGACAGCUAAAAAUUAUCUAGAUUUUCUUUAUGUCAUUCAGGUAAACCUCCUUAAAACGUUUUUUUCUAUGAGCCAUUUUUUUGGAGUAACAAAGUGAAAGGACAAAUUGGGACAGAGGCAGAGGUCUUGAAUCUCUGGAUCGUUGUUGAAUUUGAGAAAAUAGUCUAAACGUUUCUACCUUAUUGCUACAGAAACAUAGCACGACCUCAGGAAGCCACAGUGCUUUAACAAAAGAAGAAAAAGAAAACUCAAUGAAUAAUAUAGAAGAAAAGGCCAAGUUUUAUAGUUUAGUGUCAGAGAAGAUACUUUUGUAGGAUAUUUAUGAGGUUUCCAAUAAAUGAACUAUGCAUUGCGUAAACUACCCGUGUGUGUCAGGACCUAAAUUCUAGUCCUAACUCGUUUGAGAGUUGACAGCUUGUUGCUAGGAGACCUACUGGCUACAAAUGUCUGGCCCAGCUUUCUGCCUUCAAAAAUUAAAAGCUGGGAAGAGAGUUUUAUAAUGUUAUGAACAUAAUGAAACAAAUCAUGUAUUUUAUCCUUUGCUCUUGACAAAGAUACUGUUAGACAAUCACCUCAACUUAUUUACAAACAUGAAUUUAUUUCUUUAGAAAAAUUGUUGUAUUUUCACACAGCUUCAAAGACAUUUUAUUCAAUGAUAAAUUACAUGGUAUGGUUAUUUUGCAAAACGCUGACAUCACAUCAAAGGUAAACUGGUACUGUGUUGAAGGUAUACCGAUGUGUGAAGUUCCUUUUUUUUUUAAAACUUCCCCAGAGUCACCUGAUAACUCGGUUCAAUAUGAAUGGAUCUUAAUGUGUUAGGAGAUAUUUAAGGGCUUCAGAAUCUAUAUCUAUACACUGCUACUUCCCUCACCAAAUAUGUGCCUUAAGGCUCUGUGCACAGUUCAAUAAAUAUUACUGGAUUUUAUUUUUAUUAGACCUUUGUUCUGUUCAAGGAUGGUAAAUCUUUCAUGCUUAGACUGUAUUUGUUACUACCCAUGGUGUGGUUUAGUCCAUGUCUAAAGAUGUUCAUAAGUCAGUCUUGCUUUGCAAAAUCUAGUCAUUUUAAUAUGCGAUUAUUUCUGCUCUGUCUCCCUGACAAAGCACUUAAGACAAAUAUUUCCAUAUUCACGAUCUCUCCUAUAGAAGUAUAAUCCAGACACCACCUCAUCAUAUAGCUCUAUUUCUUAUAAAGAAAAUCCUUUCUCCCAACAAUUUACACUAAUAUUAAUUUUAUCAACAACGAAUACACCAUACUAACAAACUUAGUCAUGCCUUGCAUUCCCAAGAGAAUUAUACAGAUAUUUUUGAACAGUUUGAUAGUUACAUAAUCUUGUUCAAAAUCAAGACGGCUCUUGUUUGUAAACUGACAACAAAAUGUCUAGAGGUAUGCUAUUACACUGGCUUUCUGGAAAGGAGUACAAAGCCCUGACUCAUGGCAUUUGCCGAUUUCUAUAGAGAAAACUGAUGGAUGAUUUUGAUAAAGUUGUUUCACCAAAGGAAUAUUUACAUAGGACUCUCUAAACCUACACACAUACACU
This is a messenger RNA of Sus scrofa (pig), 3277 nucleotides long. It is a transcript of the gene LIPM, whose product is annotated as lipase family member M. Gene Ontology annotation, molecular function: hydrolase activity, acting on ester bonds. Lineage: Eukaryota; Metazoa; Chordata; Mammalia; Artiodactyla; Suidae. The record is from RefSeq and is a predicted model, not a curated record.